AUGUGGAUAUCCAUGUUAAGGGCACUGUAUUGUAGGCCUAGUUAUUCACCUCUUAUCUGGCUUAGAAAUUCAGACAAAUUCUUUUGUAAGCAUUUAUCACUAGUAAUCUACCAAUGUAGGUUAAAACAGUGCUUAAGCGAUUGGUGUGUAUCUACCAUCGAUAAUGUAACCAUUUCGGACAUGUCCGCUUAGUGUGAUUGCCGCUAGAGACACGAACAGACACGAACAGCUCAACACAUACACGUGCUUAAGCUAAUUCCCCAUCAAGGGAGGGUAGCCCAGUGUUAUAAACAAACCACAGGAAAUAGACCGGGUGUUAGCUGGAUAUGGUUGAACAUUGACCCAGAGCUUAGCGGGUCACUGAAUAUUUGAUAUUCGUGACCAUCAACUAAUUGUGAAUGGCUGUCAGUGAAUAAUUGACAUAGAUGACUGUAUGAACUGAUUGCUAAUGGCUGUUUCUGUUUGGAGACACAUGAUUUGGGCGUCUACGAGCUAUAUGCGAAUGAAGAAGAUAACCUUAUAUGGGCUACUCGGUUUGACUUUAGUGAGUUGUGUGCUGUACGUUUGUAUUAGUAGGCACAUUUCCCAAGACGAAACCGUCUUACAAUUUCUGAAGAGAAAAUUUUCGUCCUUUCGUGAGAUGGAUUGGACGAAGAUAGAAGACGGUCAGACAAAGAGCAAAUACUCAUGGACAGAGCACUGUAACAGAUGCUUUGCUCCCUGGCUGAGGUACGAGACUGGGCCAUCUCAUGUGUGUAGGAACGUUGCUUGGCCAUCGCCCGGAAAAUUGGAGAAUACCGCAUUAGUCGAUGUUCUAGUACUUGUGUCCUCAGCCUCUGGGAACCAGGCGCAACGCCAGGGCAUCAGAGACACCUGGGGCAGGGCCAGUAAAAACAACACAUCUAAUGUGAGGGUAGUGUUUGUCCUGGGUCAGAGCUAUAGCCCUGAUAUUAACCACGAUAUACAUAGAGAAACAGAAGAGUUCUGUGAUAUAGUACAAGGGAAUUUUAGGGAUUCUUACGACAAUCUGACUUUCAGCACCAUAACGGCUGUAAAAUACGCUGUGGAAAUGUGUUCUAAAGCCAGAUUUGUUCUUAAGACGGAUGACGACGUCUGGCUUAACGUACCAGGGCUGUUAGAUCUUCUAAACAGGCUGGACCUGACAAAUACGCUUGGUGGGCACUGUUACCGUGGCGAAUAUCCACGACGGAUUAAUCGACAUUCCAAAUGGUUCAUGUCUGAUCAGGAAUACCCUCGUGACGUCUAUCCGGACUACUGCGCAGGCGUUGGUUACGUCAUGCCGAUGGACGUGGUGCGUGGCAUUUACCAUGUGUCUCAAGAUACCCCAUUUUUCCGGAUAGAAGAUGUGUUUAUCGGCUUAUGUGCGGAGAAAAUGGCAUAUCGCGUGCGCCAGCUGCCAGGGUUUUAUACCCACAGACCCAGUGUGGACAUGUGCGAGAUGAAAAUGAGCCACGUGAUCACAAGUCAUUCGUGGACUGUCAGUGAAAUGCGAACACUAUGGACAGACGCUUCAGACUGUUCCUGCCCAUCAUAUUGCAGGCAGAUGUGGCUUUUCUUGUAUUGUAUGGCUCUCUAUUGUAUUCUAGCUGCAAUUUUCUUUCACAGUCGACAGUCCAAUCCAAGCUCAAAACGGGUAACUCCAUUUUGGUCACAUGUUUCAAGGUCAAGAAACAAUGGGACCAAUGAAACAAACGUUUCCUGAACCCUCCUGUGGUUCUCACACAGCACAGACUCUAGUCUCUACUCCACCGUGGCACUCCUUUAU
Messenger RNA from Liolophura sinensis, 1786 nucleotides. RefSeq names its product beta-1,3-galactosyltransferase 5-like. Gene Ontology annotation, cellular component: Golgi membrane. Lineage: Eukaryota; Metazoa; Mollusca; Polyplacophora; Chitonida; Chitonidae. The transcript has a single exon. The record is from RefSeq and is a predicted model, not a curated record. Gene Ontology annotation, molecular function: hexosyltransferase activity. Bases 641 to 1723 code for a protein of 360 amino acids. Gene Ontology annotation, biological process: protein O-linked glycosylation.